AUGGCCUCACCUUCCAGCCGCGACGAAGGUGUCCAGCUCAACAGCUUCACAGCCAUGGCGAGUGACCAGCAGACUUCAAGCUCCAAGACACGUUCGAAUGAGCCUGGCCAGAACAGGGGAAAAGGUUCAAUUAAUCGAGACCAAGAGAAGUUGCUCGUCAGGCUGUGUGCAAUAUUUCCUACCCUUCACUCGCGCCACGGCGCGCUGCCUACCAUUCCUGAGAUCCGCGUCAAGGGCCCAGACUCCAGAGAUGCCCGGACAGAUGCCGGCGGCAGCGUGUCGCCCUCCAACCAUCCCCAGUCCACCGACUACCUCCAAGUGCCUAGCAGCUCCAAACCUCGAGCCCAGCACAAAAGCCAGACCGUACAGCCCGGGACCGGCAGAAAGAGGACGUUUCUGGGCUUCGUCGGCUGCGCCCUGGGCCUCCAACGCGUUAGAACCUAUGGAGACCACGAGCCCCUCGUCGGCCGCAGAUACCGCGCCAAGCGCAACACCUUUCGAAUGAUAGCGCUCUUCGGUAUCCUCAUGAUGCUCAACCUCGCAGCUUCAAUCGCCCUGUUCGUCUACUUCGCCAGCAUGGGCGGCGCCGGCCCCGAGUGGUUCGCCUGGAUCGCAAUCAGCGCGGCGGGUUGGAUCUGGUCCUUCCUGGCCUUUAUCAUGGCGAAGCAGUCCAAGAAGCGCGUACUGCACGAUGUAGAGAUCGCCCGGCAAAGCAUCCGACUGGGCAGCCGAGUUCGAGACGGCACGGCGGCCCCGGUUGCAAUCAUUGGUGGUCCUAGUGCGAAUAAGCAGCAAGUCAUGCGCGCCGGCUCCAGUGCUGCGACUAGUGCGGCUCCGGUGAUCUUCGGGAAACACCCGGAACUCGAACUCGUUCACGAGGAGGAUUGGGCGCGCGAUGCAGAGGAUCGUUUGAAUAUGCUGGUUGCCAACUAGAGACCUCAAGGCGGAGAUGCAUAGUCUC
Messenger RNA from Colletotrichum navitas, 961 nucleotides. RefSeq lists its product as uncharacterized. The transcript has 2 exons. The record is from RefSeq and is a predicted model, not a curated record. The coding region runs from base 1 to 933 and encodes 310 amino acids. NCBI's taxonomy places the organism in Eukaryota, Fungi, Ascomycota, Sordariomycetes, Glomerellales, Glomerellaceae.